AGACGGCAUCGGGCACCCGGCACCGGCCAGAGCUGGCUCGUCCGCUUCGCCAGAUCCACGGCGUUGUACACCGUCUCUCGUGCGCACCCAUAUCUCUCCCUCUCUGCCUCAACGGUAUCGUACUGCGUGGAUGUGCAGCCAGUGGUGAACGUUUUGGAAUUUGUACGCGCUAUAGUCUCGCAAUAUCGCGCGGUGAGUUCGGCUGAGAGGAGGAACGUCAGUGGCUUUGUUUAUACGCUCCCGGGAAAGUAGCAUCAGCCCCGCUACCUGUUGACCCCAGCAGCAGCAGCGCUUCGUUCGCAGGCCAGUUCUACCUCGCAGAGUCUGAAAGUGCAGAUAAUGAUGGGUCGUUUUCCCCUUGUCAGGCGUCUCAGCUUACAGCCCACCUCAAUGAGGAACGGCCAGGAGGAUGGACCCCACAGACCUCACAGGGGCAGCAGACACGGGGAGUCGGCAAACGGGGGCAAGCCGAUAAAAGUGAUCGUCCUGGGCCUGGCCAGAGUCGGUAAAACAGCCCUGAUCUACCAAUUCCUCUACAGCAAAAUACCGGACAAGUACAAAGCGACGGUCGACGACUCGCACUACGCGACCUUUAACGCGGCCAAGGAGAAGAAGAUCGUCUUCGAGAUCCUCGACACCUCGGGCUCGCUUGAGUUCCCCGCGAUGCUCGACCUGUCGAUCAAGCAGUACGACGUCUUCGUGCUCGUCUACGACGCCAGCGACCCUGGCACCUUCAAGAAGGUCAAGGAGCUGCGCGACCAGAUUAUGCGCACGAAAAACAAGGCACCCAUCGUCGUCGUUGCCAACAAAAUCGACCUGUGCGACGACAAGGAACUGGAAGAGGUCAAGGCGAAUCGUGAGCUGGUCCAGCAGGAAUGGGAGCACGGAUUUGUCGACGCAUCCGCCAAGGAGAACACGAACACGUGGAACGUGUUCCAGGAACUGCUGAAGCAGGCGAACAUCGAGUACGACUUGCGGCCUGCCCUGAACAAGCGCAGGCAGUCGCUGCCGCCGCCCCAGCACAAUUCGCGCGCCAGCAUCGCCCAGGUCCAGCUGUCGCCGGCCCAGCUCCAGCACCUCGAGCAGAUCCGCGAGAACUCGGACCGCAGCACCGAGAAGGGACGCAACUCGUGCAGCGUCUCGUAAAGUCCCCCAUCCAGCUACCUACCCACACAGUCCUUACAUGCGAUCUCAUUCUCUCUCUCUCUCUCUCUCUCUCUCUCUCUCUCUCUCUCUCUCUCUCUCUCUCGCUCUCCAUCUGUCUCUGUGAGACGCCCCUACUUGUCGUGUGUCUAGCCGUCAUCAUCUCUGAGCCCCGCGCGAGAAUGCAGGUGUGCGCAAGAAUGAAAUCACGCCGGGAAAGAUGCGAGAUUCGAGGCGCUCUGAAACUGGAUAUAGCAACAUUUACGUGCGAAGAAAACCGGAGAAUCGGGUUUAGGAAGGACGAUUUUUGCUUCUUAUAAUAUAAUUUGGUCAUUGCUAUAUUUUGUUGAUAACAAUGCAACGCAAAAACGAAUUAUUCUUUCCUUGAUAAAAGAGAAAACGGUGGGAAACUCGUAAUCUCAUGUGAAUUGGCGGCGUGGUUCUCUUCGUUUCGCUCUUCUUGUAUCGAGUGCGGGCUGUCCCGCAUAGAGAAGUCGAACGAGACAAGCCAACUUUUAUUUUGUUAGAUGUAUCAAAGAUAAUGAUGAAGCAGAACUGAAGAAAUUCUCUACUUCAUUCGAUAAUCCGUGUUCAUCUGUGUGUUUCUCUACUCAUAUAUCGACAUCAAGCUUGACGAGGGGCGAUCGAACUAACUAACCCAUACAGCGAGUGAGAUUUGUGUACAACGCGUAUAAAAUGUUCAAAUGAAUAUAACGCGUAUCAUCCCCGACAUUAAUUACUUACUUUGUACGAAAAUGACGGCGUUAUAUUGCGAAUAAUGUCGCUGUGAGAGAUGUUAUUAUUCAAAAAUAAUAAUAUGUUCACAGCGAUCACUCGAGUGAAUUUAUAAAUGUGUAGCGCGUAUGUAUUAAGCCUGAUUUGCUAACCACUCUCAUACUUUCAACGAUAAAUCAUAUCGAUGUUGUUGUAGAAGCAAACUUCCUAAGGACAGUGUGGAAUGUCAUUAAAUUAUAUUAUUUUUCAUAAAUAUACUGAUAUAUAAACUAAAAAAAAACAAAAAUAAAUACAAAAUACUUAAUCAAAAUAUAUAGUGCAUGCACGAAGUGCUAUUGCGAAAGUAAUCUAAUGACAAAUCACUUAUGUUAUAGAGUACGAUCAUGAUAUCAAAUAUGAGAAAGCGUUUCAAAAUAGAGCCAUUUAUUUACUUUUUUAUUUCAAGCGUUCUUUUUAUACCGCAAUAAAUAUUAUUGUUCUGAGUGCGUUAUGAAAUAAAUUCAUAUCGGCGUAGAGAAAAACCACCCUACAGUACCCAGACUAUUUUGGUCAAAGCUUUUUAUUGAUAGACUGUAAAAUUUAAUUUUUAAUUUCGAUAAUAUUGUUUCUUAAAUCGUUAUUCUGGGGAAGUUUUUCGAUAUUAGCAUAUUGCUUUCUUUAAACUAGGAUUUAUGUAAUCAUCGAAAAUUUCUUUUGAAAACGUAAUCUACAAAAUCGCAAUUUAAGCCCAAACGAUGCUUUAGAGCCUAACUUAUAAUUAUAUCUAAUGAACGUUAUAUGUAUUAAUAAUAAAUGAGAGCCAAGCAAAGCUAGAAACAAAUUUGAAAAUAUAACUAUUCGUAAAUUACAAAGGCGGAAGUAAUAGGGCGCGAUAACUUUAAUCUAAUCAGUGGCUUCGGUCACCGAAAGUUUCGACAUGUAUUGUUGUUACGUUCCUGAUUAUUAUAUUAUAAUAGUCAGGACAUAACACCGUAAAACUGUUCAGCGUGUACUUACAUGUAUUCGAUAAAGAGCAAUUGAAAUUUUAUUUCAUAUUUUUCAAUAUGAAUUGUACUUUCAAAUGUUUUAAUUAAAUAUAUAUGAUUACUGAUUGUGUAUCUGUCCAAAAUGCCUAAAAAGCGAAUUAAAUCAUCACUUGAUGGUUUGCAUUGCAAUUUUCAGCAAACAGCAUAGGUUUUUAUAAAUGAACUAACGUACUAAGUUUAUGUAUAAUAAUAAAUGUAUUCGUUACUAAUACUUGUAUUUGUUAAGUUGAUUUUUUACAAAAAUACAUUUUCAUUUUUGGAAGAAUGAAAAAGACUGAAAUAAUACACCAGAUGAAGAGCGAUACUUGAAUAUUUCAUGAUCUAUAUAAUGAACCGUUUUUCUAGCUGUAGAAUGAGAUGGCGUGAAAAUACACAACGGUCUUCAUUUACAUGUGGAUUUUCAGUUAUUCGCAAAUUUUUCAUAAAGUUAUGCAGUCGAUUCAGUAGGUGUGUGGUGAAUAAUACAAUUUUGUGAUUUCUCGUAACAAUUGUACUGAAAGUGUUAUUCAAAAUAUAAUACAUGCAAGUUUGUCGAAAAGCAAGAAAACAUAAGAAUCGAUAUGUAUAUUAUAGACUUUAGAAACCUUGCAUUGUCUGGCAUAAAUAAAUAUUCACUUGUUAUACUUGCCGAACGGAUUAAAAACUUCAUUAUAUGUAGCGAAAUCACGAAUUACAAGCAUGAUUAUAUAAUACAUAGAAUCAAUAUAAUCAAAUAAUUAUGAUUGUAUUCUUGUAAAUGAAAAUAUUUGUUAUAUAACAUUAGGAAAUAUUUAGUUUUGUCAAAAUAUCAAAAAGAAAAAGAAAUAACCAAAUUAAAAAUGAUUAGGUGUGUGUUAAUAUUAUAGAUAAUCGAUCCGAUUAAAGGUAGAUAGUUUUAAAUACAAAUGUACUUAUACAUGUACACCUGAACAUGAUUUACAUUGUAAAAGAGUGUAAUUGUAUAAGCUUAGAGGCUGUUUCAACUUUUAAAGAAAAAAGCUAAUUUAUUUCAUGUACUCGUAAGAAAAUUAGUAUAGAGCGAUAAAAGUUAUCUGUUUGGUCCUAUAAAAUUACCCACUCUAUGCAUAACUAUUCAUACUUAUUCGAAAUUAAUAUUCAUAAAAAGCUAUUUCCGUAUAGGUGAUCAACGUAUGCCUGUACAUACAUACAUAAGAAACUUUCUGAUAAACAGUCACAUUGAUCGUAAGAAGCUGGACUUCUCGAAACGACCUUUAAAAGAGCUAUAUAUUUUUAAAGGAAACAAUCAAGCCAAUGUGCGCGCCUCGAACCAUUUCCCCAAAAAUUUUCACCACGCUUCCCAAAAUUGAAUUCUAAUGUGCAAUCUACAAAACGGGUAAACGAAGAAAAUCUCUCAAAGCGGUUCCAGAACAGUAAAGCUUAAUAACUUGAACGCUUGACCGACAAUAGCAACCUCUUUUUCUUGUAAUUUCUUAAUUCCGUUUCGUUGCUUUCACGCUUCAACGGUUUACUUUACUUUUUUUGCUCGUCAGAACAAAAUAUUAUGUAAAUGAAACCUUUCGUGUUAUUAAAGCGCUUUACUAUUCUCGAGCUAUAACUUUAAUCUAGUGCAGUUCUGAAAUAUAGAUAAUUCUAAACGCCGCUACAUAAACGUAAAUUCUAUCUAAUACAGUCUAUGCAUGAAUAUAUAUUUAUUAUGAAUGCAAUUUCUACAAUGAAAAAAAUUAUAUUCAGGCUCAGGCACUACAGCUAUAGUCAAAAUUAAAUGCAAGCGAGUUAAUACACCAAAUAUCAUAAAGAAGAAUGGCACAAAAGUGAGAAAAGUAUUCUUUCUUAUGCGUAUUAUAUACCACUUAUGCGAAAUUUAUGCAAAAAAUUACUUUUUAUGUAAAAAUUCAAUUUUCGUCUAUCGCUGGAAACCAAAAAAUACAGAUAGGUAUUGAUUUUCGACUUUAUGCUGAACAUUAAUAAAAGCUGUCCAACACAAAUAAUAUUAUGCAAUCUAUCAUAUUUUCAUAGAUGAUACUCUGAGAAAAAUCGUAGCCUCAUAUAAGAAGAACAACUUUUUUGUUUGCUGAAUAUACAAGUUGAGCUAAAUUUUCAAUUUUACGAUCUUUAGUGUGAGCACCUUCUCUAUCGCGCCCGUAAAUUUAACCGAAAUGUACCAGACGACAGUAUAAUAAGGCCUUCAUAUGUGAUAGAAACACCUUCUGUAGUAAUAUAGCAAUUUUGCCCGUAAAUUCUUGUCAUCUUUUAUGAAAACUCGUGGUCUGUACGGCGCUGUAAACGUAUGCACGUGUACAUAGAAAGCAAAUUAGUCAAAUUAUUCCGUGGUUAUGGCUCAAAUAAAUUUAAUCGACUUAAUUAAACAAAAGUUUAAAGUGUUCUCUCAUUAAUAAGCACUUGAUUGAAUGCUUUAAUUAUGAUUCUUACUAUAUAACUAUAUUACGCUACACAGAGAGUAUUAUAGUUUCACCUUUAUAUUAUACGACUCAAGAGUUUUCAUUAAAGUAUAAAGUUGUGUUUUAUCUCAAGCUUACAACUUUGCAUUGAAAAUAUUACGAAUACAUUUUUCUAACAUACUUACUUAAAAACAAUACAUGAAAUAUUACGAAUACAUUUUUUCAACAUACUUACUUAAAAACAAUACAUGAAUUACAUGACUUGAGAUCAAUCUAGAAGCGUGAGUUAUAUAUUAUGACCCAUUUGAAUAUAUUACAUUAUUCAAUUCAUUUGAUAAUGUAUUAUGAGAAUAUUGCAAAAUCUUUUAAAAUUUAAUUGUUUGUAAAGAAUUUAACAAUAAUUUGCCAUUUUUCAUAUAAAAUGAUAACAUAUUGCGAAUUUAUAAAGAUUUAUAAUUUUAAGGUAUAAUAUUCAUUAGAUUUAUAUAAAAUCAUCAAUAUUAUAUUAGCAACGGAGUUUAUUCUUGAUUGGUUGAUAAACAAAAAAAUAGGAAUUUAAUUCAUUUUUGUAGUCAAAGGAAGAAAUAAAUUCUUUUAUAA
Messenger RNA from Nasonia vitripennis (jewel wasp), 5863 nucleotides. Its product is annotated as ras-related protein Rap-2c. The record is from RefSeq and is a predicted model, not a curated record. Gene Ontology annotation, molecular function: GTP binding; GTPase activity. The coding region runs from base 340 to 1146 and encodes 268 amino acids. NCBI's taxonomy places the organism in Eukaryota, Metazoa, Arthropoda, Insecta, Hymenoptera, Pteromalidae. The transcript is spliced from 4 exons.